GCAUUUUUUUAAAGCAUGGCUGCAGUAAAAUCCGAAGAAAUCGAAGAAAAUGAUUACCAAGAUGAAAACAAAAUUGAGAUUGUUGAAGAAACCGUAGAAAUUGGAAAGAAAAAGAAAAAGAAGAAAAAGAAAAAGGGUGAAAAAGAUGCAGCCGAUACCGAUCCUCCGGCAAAUCAGGAAGAUGAACACGAAGAAACUGAAAUGAAGGUAUCGGAGGAGGGCGAAAAGAAAAAAAAGAAACGUAACCGCAAAAAGGGUGGGAAACUUACACAAACGGAUCCCCCAUCUAUCCCGAUUGCUAACUUGUACUCUGAUGGAGUGUAUCCCGUGGGCGAAAUUCAAGAUUACCCUGUCGUGAAUGAUGAUAGAACUGCUAGAGAUCGAUUUACAUCUGAAGAGAAACGUGCUUUGGACAGAAUGCAUAAUGAUAUUUACAAUGAAGUUAGAUUGGCUGCCGAGGCCCACAGACAAACUCGAAAGUAUAUACAAAACUGGAUAAAACCGGGCAUGACAAUGAUAGAAAUAUGCGAAACUUUGGAAAGCGUUGCUAGAAAACUGAUUGAUGAAAACGGGCUAAAAUCAGGGUUAGCAUUUCCAACGGGUUGUUCAAGGAAUCACUGUGCCGCCCACUAUACCCCAAAUGCAGGCGACAAAACAGUCUUUGAAUAUGACGAUGUUGUUAAAAUUGAUUUUGGAACGCAUAUCAAUGGAAGGAUAAUUGAUUGUGCAUUUACGCACACAUUCAAUCCAAAAUACGAUAGGCUCAUUGAAGCUGUUAGAGAUGCUACUAAUACGGGCAUUAAAGCUGCGGGCAUUGACGUUCAAUUGUGUGAAAUUGGUGCUCAAAUUCAAGAGGUGAUGGAGUCAUAUGAAGUGGAAUUGGAUGGGAAAACUUAUCAAGUUAAACCAAUUCGAAACCUUAACGGACAUUCGAUCUCACCUUAUCGAAUUCACGCGGGCAAAACCGUCCCGAUCGUUAAAGGGGGCGAGGCGACGGUCAUGGAAGAGAACGAAUUUUACGCCAUUGAGACAUUCGGGUCCACAGGAAAAGGAGUCGUGCACGACGACAUGGAGUGCUCGCACUACAUGAAAAACUUUGACGCGGCUUACGUACCAUUGCGUUUGCAAUCUUCCAAGGCUCUGCUCAACGUCAUCAACAAAAAUUUCGGCACAUUGGCUUUUUGCAAGAGAUGGUUGGAUCGCGCGGGGGCGACCAAAUAUCAGAUGGCUCUAAAAGACCUCUGUGAUAAGGGCGUCGUGGACGACUACCCACCGUUGUGCGACAUAAAGGGGUGCUACACGGCCCAAUUUGAGCACACAAUCAUGCUGAGGCCUACGUGUAAAGAGGUGGUGUCGCGAGGAGAUGAUUACUAAAGCCGUUAUAUUUUUCACAUAAUUCAAUGUUGUCGGCGUACAUUGUUUUUACCGUUUAAAUAAAACACACCCUAAACAUGUUA
This is a messenger RNA of Cylas formicarius (sweet potato weevil), 1457 nucleotides long. RefSeq names its product methionine aminopeptidase 2 (gene und). Gene Ontology annotation, molecular function: metalloaminopeptidase activity. The transcript has 6 exons. Gene Ontology annotation, biological process: proteolysis. The coding region runs from base 16 to 1374 and encodes 452 amino acids. NCBI's taxonomy places the organism in Eukaryota, Metazoa, Arthropoda, Insecta, Coleoptera, Brentidae. The record is from RefSeq and is a predicted model, not a curated record.